Messenger RNA from Salvelinus fontinalis (brook trout), 5890 nucleotides. It is a transcript of the gene kif20ba, whose product is annotated as kinesin family member 20Ba. Gene Ontology annotation, molecular function: plus-end-directed microtubule motor activity; ATP binding; microtubule binding. The record is from RefSeq and is a predicted model, not a curated record. Gene Ontology annotation, biological process: microtubule-based movement; mitotic spindle assembly. NCBI's taxonomy places the organism in Eukaryota, Metazoa, Chordata, Actinopteri, Salmoniformes, Salmonidae. Gene Ontology annotation, cellular component: nucleus; spindle microtubule. The coding region runs from base 205 to 4935 and encodes 1576 amino acids. The transcript has 32 exons.
GGGUUGCAGCAUAGAGACUGAGGGAUGACGUCGCAGUUGGAGCCUAUGGAAAAAAACACUUUAUUCGCCCCAAUGAACUCUUCCGGUAAAAAAAAUAAAAAUCACUCUCUCCCGAUUGGUCGAAUUUAAAAAUAAGACCGCGACAGUUUGGGCUGAAGAAAGAUUUUUGAUGCGAUCAAUAUUUUGGGAAUCAGUUCUGUCACGAUGAUGGAAUCGUGUUUUUACAACAAAUUGGAAAACAUGGAGCGGGAAGUUAACUUCGACGACUUGAAGAAAGACCUAUUUUCUGAGUUUAAUUCCAUAGACUCCCAGGAGUCUUGCCUGGAAGAGCAUGAACACUUGCAGGUGUACCUUCGCAUUCGACCAUUCACAUCAACUGAGAGUGAAAAUGGCGAAUCACAGGACUGCGUUUCCAUCGAGCUCCCGGACACGGUCCUCCUUAAGGCUCCAAGGACUUCGCUCUCAGCACGGCUCCGUGACAAAUCGGCUCAACGGUUUCAAUUCUCACAGGUGUUAGGGCCAGAAACCACUCAGAGGGAGAUGUUUGACGGCACUGUGAGAGGUCUCGUCAAGGAGGUUCUGGAAGGCGGAAAUUCUCUCGUUUUCACAUAUGGAGUGACAAAUGCGGGAAAGACAUUCACAUUUCUAGGUCCAGAGGCCAAUGCAGGGAUCCUCCCUAGGUCUUUGAAUGUCAUCUUCAACAGCAUUGCCGGGCGUGUUUAUGACCAGAUGACUAUCAAGCCACAGCGAUGCAGAGAGUUCAUCAGGCUCACUAAAGACCAGCAGAGUGAAGAGGCCACUAGCAAGCGAAAUCUCUUCAGGCUCCUCAAGGAGAGUGAUAACCAGAAAAUCUUCACCAACAAGACAACCCUGGAAGGGUCCACACUAAGUGACAUUGAGGGGACUGUGACGGAACAACGUUUCAGUCUGGAUGUUGAAGCACAAACCAAGUUCUCCGUCUGGGUGUCCUUCUGUGAAAUCUACAACGAGAACAUUCACGACCUGCUGGAGCCCAUGCCGAUCGGAGCCCAGAAGAGAAUCUCACUGCGGCUGUCACAGGAUGUCAAAGGCAACUCCUUUGUGAAAGAUCUGAAGUGGGUACAAGUGAACAAUGCGGAGGAGGCCUACAAGGUAAUGAAGCUAGGGAAGAAGAACCAGAGCUUCGCCAGCACAAAGCUCAACCUUCUCUCGAGUAGGAGCCACAGCAUCUUUUCUGUUCGUAUCCUGCGGAUGGAAGAUGCUAGGAUUCCUCGUGUUAACUCUAUCAGCGAGCUGUCCUUGUGUGACCUGGCUGGGUCUGAGAGGUGUGCUAAAACUCAGAAUAAAGGGGGGCGUUUGAAAGAGGCCGGGAACAUCAACACUUCCCUGAUGACACUGGGCAAGUGCAUCAACACGUUACGGCAAAGCCAGCAAUCCAAGCUACCACAGCACGUCCCCUUCAGGGAGAGCAAGCUGACCCACUACCUACAGGGUUUCUUCUGUGGGCGGGGCAAGGCCUGCAUGAUAGUCAACGUCAACCAGUGUGCCUCCAUGUACGACGAGACGCUCAACGUGCUCAAGUUCUCCGCCGUGGCUCAGAAGGUGGUGGUGCUGACCACCAAGACCGUCCCCCACCUCGCCACCAAGAGGUCGGCCCGGGAACUGUCCAUGAUCAUCAACAACGCAGACAGGAAGUACCUGUUGGGUCAGAAGAGAAGGAGCUCCCUGGUUGGCUGGGAGACCAGUCUGGAGGACGUGCAGGAGCAUGACGACACGGAAGAGGAGAGCGUGAUGGAGACCAUGCAGGAAGUGGGCGAUGACGAAAAGGUUCUCAUCAACAAAGACACUUAUGAGAGCCAGCUACUCCAGUUGACGGAGCUCCGGGAACAGCUGCAGGAAGAGAGGUCUAAAAACGUUGCUUUGGAAUCCCGGAUCCGUGACGAGGUCACCAAGGAGUUCUCGGAGUUCUUCUCUGAAAUGCAGACCGAUUACAAGGAGCGUCUGGCCAAAGAGGAGAAGAAUGUCGAGGAGAGAGCAGAGAAGCGUCUAGAGAUCCUGAGAAAUCUAGUGAACAUUAACACCAGCCAAGAGGAGUUGGACAGAGUAGACCGAGUCACAGAGGACAGCUCGGCAUUGGGAGGGAUGUUUGACUCCAUGUGCAGUGACCUGGCAGGCAUAAAGAAGGCGGCUGAGGAGGCCAAGACAUGUCUGGUGGUCACCCAACCCAAUGGCGAAACCAUCUCCAAUCUGGAGAAGAGAGUGGAUGAUCUCUCGGGGCUGCUGAGCCAAGCCCAGGAGCAGCUCACUGUCAAAACCAAUGAACUAGAACGUUAUUGCAGACAAGCUCAGCAAUCGAACCAACAGCUUGAAGAGGCUAGAAAGACUCUCGAGUCUCAGGAGCUGAAAUUCUCCCACUUCCUGGAGAUGUGUCAUGAGAAGGAUGAGAUGAUCACCUCGCUUCAGAACACUGUAGACCAACAGGUCCAAGCCACGAUCAAGGAUAAGACUACAUUUGACGGCAUCAAGGAUGAGAUCCUGCAACUGAAAAGCAGCUGCACUUGCUCCAGAGGGGAGAGGCCCAGCUCUCGCGCAGAGAGCCGCAAACGGCUGGUGGAUCUCCAGGCCAACCUGGAGGACCAGCCCCCCAGCAAGAAAGGGUUCCUGGGGAGAGGACAGAAGGAGAUGGACAGAUUGCGCAGGGAGCUGGUGGAGGUACAAAAGGACAGUGGGCUUCUCCGAGACAAGCUGACGGAACAGGAAAGAGAAUUCCCGGAGGCCCUAGAGGAGAGUGAGCUGGAAGAGAAACCGUCCCCACAGGAACUGAACUUGGCGCAGCUCAAGGCAGAAAUGGAGGAGGCUAAAGCCAUGGCCCACAGCGAGAACUCUGUAGCGGAGGUCGUGACCUUGAAAGGAAAGAUGGCUGCACUGGAAGAGAAGCAGGGCACCCACCAAACGGAGAGGGAGGCAGCCGUAAUCGUGUCCCAGUCAUAUAACGACGAGCUCAUGUCCCAAACGAAGAGAGUGACAGAGUUGGAGAAGACACUGUUUGAGAAGGAGACGCAGGUCUCAGGCCUGCAGAGGAGCCUGAGGGAGGUGCAGGAGAUGUGGGAGGAAGAGGAGACCGCUACGGUGCAGGAGGCUCGUAAGAGGGAGGUGGAGAGGAGGAGGGAGCUGCUGGCUGUGGCUGAAGAGGCCAUCACUCAGAAGAACGCUGAGCUGGAGAGGAGAGAGCAGGUCAUCACCAGAUUGAAGGAGACGGCUAAACUCGACUCGGACAAAGUGAAGAGUUUGACCUUGGACCUUGAGAGGAAAGACGACGACACUUCUGAUCUCAAAGAGAAGCUGUCCGACUCAAAAAAACAGAUACAGCAAGUUCAAACGGAGAUCAUUUCCAUGCGAGAAGAGGAGAAAUCUCUCAAACGAAAACUGCAGGACUUGGAGAAAGUGAAGAGACUGCAGCAGGCAGACUUGGCUAAUAAAGACAGGACCAUACAGCAACUGAAAACGGAACGGUCUGCUGACGAGAACCUCAAGCUGUAUCCGAACGCCUGUAAAGACCUUCAGGCUAAGGAGCGUAUGAUGGAGGACAUGCGUCUGGCUCUAACUGAACAGGAGGAUACCCAGACCCAACAGGAGCAGGUGUUAGAGGCCAAACUGGAUGAGAUUGACGCCCUCAUUGAAGAGGUGGAUAAACUGAAAGGACUGUUACGCUACCAAGACAGUGGGAAAGACACUGGAGCCAUGAGAGACAACCAAUCGGACGAGGCCAAGCUAGCCAUACAGGAAGCAAUUCAGGCUCAAGUCACCUUAAAGCUGUGUACUGAGAAACACCAAGCUGACAGGAGGAAGUGGCUUGAAGAGAAGACUGUACUGAUCCGGCUGGCCAAGGAGGCCGAGGAUAAGAGGAACCAGGAGAUGAGGAAGUUUGCAGACGGCCGCAAGCUUCACGCCAAGCAGCAAACCCAAGUGGAAGGUCUGGUGGCCCAGCUCAGUGAGAAGGAGCAGGACCUAGUGAAGUGGAGGAAAGAGAGGGACUCCCUGGUAACAGCUCUGGAGGUCCAGCUAACCAAACUCCUCUCCAGCAUCGCCGACAAGGAUGAACAGAUAGCCAGUCUCCGCUGCCAUGCCUCCUCUCAGCCAGCAGAGAGAGACCGUGGCCAGGUGGAGGUGGUGGAGCUGCAGGGCCUUCUGUCUGACAGAGACGCUGAGAUUCUUAACCUGAAGGAACAACUGAAAACUGCAUCCGAAGCCAGCAGCGACGUCUCAGCCCCUACUAGACACAGAGAGACAUCCAAUCAGACUAAAGCAGAGGAGUGCCCUCCCAAAGUCCGUGAGAGGAGUCUCCAUGGCAACAGUCAACGAGUACACGGCGUAAAGACGUUGAAGAGGACCAGUCAGGCAUCUGGGGGCUACCCGUCGGUGCUAGACUCCUCAGAGAUCUCCACAGAAGGAGGCAGGACCAGCCGCUUCCCCAAGCCGGAGCUGGAGAUCUCCUUCAGCCCGCUGCAGCCCAACAGGAUGGCCCUGAAACGCCAGGGAGAGGCCGUGGUCAACGUCAAAAUCACCCGCAAGAGGAAGAGCUCUGAGAUUGACAAGAAGAGCGGAUGGCGAAGUCCAGCUAAAAGGAGAGCAACGCAUGAACUCCCAUCUCAGGAUGAGGUGCGCAAGGAGAACCAUAGAAACCCCAGAACCAGACUGGCUCCUAAACUGGCUGUGCAUCAAGAGUUGCCAUCUCCGGCCAGUGGCAGUAAAGACCCGGGAUCCAUAAGGCCCCAGGACUCCCAGUCCAGCUUGCAUAGCAGGAAAGAAGGAACGAUGCAGAAGAUCGGAGUCUUCGGUAGCAAGGCUAAAAAGAUAAUGGGAUUGGUGAGCGGGAAAUCCCCAGAGACGGAAAGGGGUUCGUCCAUGAGCUUUAGACCCAUGAAGUCCAAGUGGAAGAGAUCUCCUCCCCGAUAGACUUCUCCUCCCUCCCGCCCAGCUGCACGUCCGUUUAAUUAGGCCUGGGCAAUAUGGCCAAAGUACAUCACAAUUAUAUGUCUUAUUGUUGAUAGUAUAGCUGUAUUUCAUGUUUCUGAAUAAUACAAAUAUUAAAUAUGUUUUAUUUGUAGCCGGGGGUUGGAACCGGUUAAGGGAACAGAACACCGGAAAAUAAUGACAUUUUUCAAGAAACAGAACCGGGAAUGAAAGUGAUCCAUGGUGUUCGGGAACAGAACCGUUAUUUUAAAAGCAUGGGAACCAGCUAAUAACGUUCUUUUAGGUUACGGGCAUUUUUCUAUAGUUGCAUCUUGCGCCAUAGGCUACACUUGUCUGUCCAUCAUGCAUGUAAACAACUAGCUUGGCUGCUCUAUCCACACUGAUUGGUGAAGUCAUUUAAUGAACUAAAUGUAAACAACUGUCGAUUUUUCACAGGUUAAUAACAAAAAAGGAACUGAAUGGAACAAUAUACACCGGUACUUUUUGGGGGGUUCGAACCGGUUCAGAACUUUAUUUUGCCGAAUGGAACAGUGGAACGGAAUUUAAAAAAAUAAUGGUUCUGUUCGGAACGAAACGAUCGGUUCGAACCCCUGAUGAGUAGUGCAGGACCCUAGGAUGGCUACAAAUACAUUUUACAUGGUUUUAAUGGGCUUUCUCCAUUCUGGUUUAAAUGGAUUUUCUCUCUUCUGAUUGGUUUAUACUCAACCAAAACUGACAGUGAAAUAGUCCAAUUUGUAGAACUUAUUUAUGUAAUUUUGUAUCAAGAAGUCGUUAUAGACGGUAUUGUAAAAACCCAUACCUGUAUGCGGAUCCAUCCGUAUGAUAUAUGGCCCAGCCCUACAUCUGAUUAGUACAAACAGGAAAUAUAUCUGAUUGGUGGGCCUGCUCCAGACCCGGGACAACAGGGCUAUUGGUACAACAGGGCUAUUGGGGCAAC